UCCUCUGGUCAAGGUUGCACUUGCAGUAAUCGCAGUAGGACGCGACUGGAGCUCCACUAACGCACAGACAGCGCAGCAGAGUGAUCAGCUGCUGUAACUUCUCCUGUUUGCACACCACUGAGGAAUCUCUCACCAAACACAAGCAGCCAUGGAUGAAAUGGAGGAAGAGUUAAAAUGCCCUGUUUGCGGCUCUUUUUUCCGGGAGCCCAUCAUCCUGCCGUGCUCCCACAACAUUUGCCUGGCGUGUGCUCGGAAUAUUCUUGUGCAGACCCCCGACGCUGAGUCCCCACAGAGCAGCCGAGCCUCCGGAUCCGGCGUCUCCGACUAUGAUUACCUGGAUUUGGAUAAAAUGAGUUUGUACAGUGAGGCGGACAGUGGAUACGGCUCCUACGGGGGCUUCGUCAGCGCUCCCACCACCCCUUGCCAAAAAUCACCAAACGGGGUGCGGGUUUUCCCCCCGUCUGUCCCCCAGCCUCCACCGCAACAGCACCUGCUACCGCAGCCCGGCUCUCUACCCCCGAUCCCCCGCAACUCCUGCAUCACAUGCCCGCAGUGUCACCGCAGCCUCAUCCUGGACGACCGGGGGCUCCGCGGAUUCCCCAAGAACCGGGUGCUGGAGGGGGUGGUGGACAGGUAUCAGCAGAGCAAAGCGGCUGCUCUCAAGUGUCAGCUGUGCGAGAAGAGUCCGAAGGAGGCAACCGUGAUGUGCGAGCAGUGCGACGUCUUCUACUGCGACCCGUGCCGCCUCCGGUGCCAUCCUCCCCGCGGUCCCCUCGCCAAGCAUCGCCUGGUGCCGCCGGCGCAGGGACGGAUAAGUCGCCGCGCCAGUCCACGCAAAAUCUCCACUUGCACGGAGCACGAACUGGAGAAUCUAAGCAUGUACUGUGUACAGUGUAAGAUGCCGGUGUGUUAUCAGUGUUUGGAGGAAGGCAAACACGGCACACAUGAAGUCAAAGCUUUGGGCGCAAUGUGGAAACUGCACAAGGGUCAGCUGUCUCAGGCUCUCAACGGCCUGUCAGACCGAGCCACCGAGGCCAAAGAGUUCCUGGUCCAGCUGAGAAACAUGGUGCAGCACAUCCAGGAGAACGGAGUGGAGUUUGAGGCCUGUUUGGUGGCGCAGUGCGACGCCCUCAUCGACGCCCUGAACCGACGCAAGGCCCAACUGCUGGCUCGAGUCAACAAAGAGCACGAACACAAACUGAAGGUGGUUCGGGAUCAGAUCUCCCACUGUACGGUGAAGCUGCGUCAGACCACAGGGCUGAUGGAGUACUGUCUGGAGGUCAUCAAAGAGAACGACCCCAGUGGUUUCCUGCAGAUCUCCGAUGCUUUAAUCCGGAGGGUCCUCAUGACAGAGGGACAGUGGGGGAAGGGAACCCUCACCCCCAGGAUGACCAGCGACUUCGACCUCACUCUGGACAGCGGACCCCUCCUGCAGACCAUCCACCAGCUGGACUUUGUCCAGAUGAAAGUCCCAGCUGCUCCCAUACUCCAGCUGGAGGAAUGCUGCACUCAGAACAACAGCGCCACAUUGUCAUGGAAACAGCCACCGCUCUCCACCAUCGCCGUGGACGGAUACAUCCUGGAGCUGGACGAUGGAAACAUGGGGCCGUUCAGGGAAGUGUACGUGGGGACGGAGACCAUCUGCACUGUGGAUGGGCUCCACUUCAACAGCACAUACAAGUCCAGAGUGAAGGCCUUCAAUGCCAGCGGAGUGGGCCAGUACAGCAAGACACUGAUCAUGCAGACCUCUGAAACUGGACUCCCUCCAUGUGAUAUUCAGUCUAUAGGCACAGUUGCCUGGUUCACCUUUGACCCUGCCUCCGCUCACCCGGACAUCAUCCUCUCCAACGACAACCUGACCGUGUCGUGCAACAGCUAUGACGACAGGGUGGUCAUGGGUAACUCUGCUUUCUCCCGCGGCGUUCACUACUGGGAAAUGACCAUCGAUCGCUACGACAACCACCCUGACCCGGCCUUUGGGAUCGCACGGGCCGACGUGCUGAAGGAUGUGAUGCUGGGGAAGGACGACAAGGCCUGGGCUAUGUAUGUGGACAACAACCGCUCCUGGUUCAUGCACAACAACUCGCACACCAACAGGACGGACGGUGGCAUCGGUAAAGGAGCUACAAUAGGAGUUCUGCUGGACUUCUCACGCGGGAUCCUCAUCUUCCUCAUCAAUGAUGAGCAGCAGGGUCCUGUGGCUUUUGAAUCCUUAGAGGGCGUCUAUUACCCCGCUCUCAGCCUCAACCGAAACGUCCAGGUCACACUGCACACCGGUCUACCCAUACCUGAUUUCUACACUCCCGGGGAGGCAGAUCCCAACGGCUCUGUGUGCUAAAGACUCACCACCACCCUCACCGGCUGGGGAAAACUUCUUCAGGAUUUCCCAGAAUUCAUCCUGCCAGUCAAUAACUAUGAUCCAAUCCUCCCCUACCCCGCCUCCUCUUGUCCCCCUGACCGACUGACCCCCUGACUCUCUGUAAGAGGUCCCAUCCAGCACUGAGCCAUGCCUUUAUCAUGCCUAAACCUUGGACACUUGGACCAUCUGCAGGACAAAAAUGGACGUGCUUUGCGAUGUGUACCUUGUAUUUUGACAUGAUACAGAUAAUUGAAGAAGGUGAUAUACCGUUGGAAAAUAAUCUCAAGAUGAUGGACUUGGCCUGAAGGAGUAGUUUUGGAAAAUACUCUUAUGUGCUUUCUUGCAGAGAGUUAAAUAAGAAGACACCACUAUCACGUCUGUACGCUAAAUAAGAAGCUACUGUUAGCAGUUGGUUAGCUUAGCUUAGCACAAAGACUGGAAAUGGGGGAAAACAGUUAGCCUUGCUCAUUAUAUUUCAUUUGUUUAUAAUAUGUACAAAGACAGAAGUGUAAAAAUAACAUUUUGCGGUUUGAUGGGCACAAAAUAUAUUCUCGGCAAGAAAGGCAAAUAAGCAUAUUUCCUAAAAUAUUGAACUAUUCCUUUAAUGGAAGGAGUUUGUUUUGUAAAUGAGUCGACUUAGAAAAAGUAGCCCCCCCUUCAUGCAUUCAACAUACUCUUCAUUCUUAUCCUUCUUUCUUAUAAAAUAUCUUGUACGUUGCUUUUCCUGCCAUUGAUCAUAAACAUCCUCACACAUCUUACACACCAGGGGGAGCAUGAGAGGUCGUCUUUUGUGUGUCUUAGUGAACGUGCGGGAGGUGGAUGGGUCAGCAGCUGCAAUGAUCCCUGGACGAGAGCAAUAGUCCAACUGUCAGCCGCGUCACUGUUGUACCCUCAUCCUUGUACAUGAGGCGCUUUUCUUAGUGGCUUAGCUCAUGUGAUCCUUCUGUAUCGUCUGUAAAAAUGAAAAAAAAAAAAUAGUGUAUAAAAUGCUACUGGAAGUGAGGCCUUCAUGCAGCCUUUCUCUGUGGUGCAGCUCUCAGAACAGGAGGGGUGAAUUUUGGUGUAAUGUAUCAUAAAAGCGAGCGAUUCUGUGCAUUCAAGUGUGUUGAAAGUGGGUUAAAGAUGAUGACUGUGAAGCUCUUUGAAUAAGGUGCUACAGCAGCUCGCUUCAUUCUGGCUUUUUUUACUGUAGGUGACUGGAUCCUGGUAGUUUUGUAAUAUUGUUAUUGAAAUGAUCUAUUGCAAAGAGGUGUAUAGCUAAAUAAGUUAUUGAUGUUCAGAGUUUUUUCAAUGAGAAUUCAUCAUUGUUCCUUUAUUUGAUGUAUAGUUAUUACAGAAGGAAAGAAACUAAAUCUUAUUUGUCGCUUUAAAAAUGUAGUUUGGAGUUUGCUUUCCAACUGAAGAGGCUUUUCAGUGAUUGUGAGAACCAGUUUAUGUCCGACUAAAGCAACAGGAAAGGUGGUGAUGUACUGGGACGUUCUUGUGGCAUCACAUUCGGGCAACAGUCUCCUCGACAGGCAACAACUACGCCAUGCUAGCCGCUGUGUGAUGCUGUACUUAGCCAUGCUAAAUGCUAAUGCUAGCAUGCUGACAUGCUCACAAGACAAUACUAACGUUGUUUUAUAACAGCUAUAUUUUUACCAUGUCCACCAUCUAGUUUAGCAUGCUAGCAUGCUAACAUUUCCUAAUGUGCAGUAUAAAGAAAGUACAGCUGAGGCUGAUGGGGAUGUCUUCAGUUUUGGAGGUAUUUUAUCAUUAUUAAAAGUAAAACAUUAAAGUGAUGGUGGGGCUGGAAACAAACAUUAAGUAAUCCCCAAGGUUAUUACAAUUUAACCUCUAAGGGACAUGAAUGUCUGCACCAAAUUACAUGGUAAUCCAUCCAAGAGUUGUUGAGAUAUUUCACUCAAAACCACAAACGUAGAACUCAUGAUGGCACCAGAAGAAAAGUUAGGGAAUCACUAAAGUCAUUAGGAAUUAUCCUCUGGGAAUACUGAAUGUCAGUACAAAAUUUUGUGCCAAUCCAACUGGUAAAUAUCAAGAUGGCUCACAGGAUAAGUAAGACAACUUCCACCAGCUGGUGGCACCAGAGGAAAAGUCAGGGGAGCACAAAGGUCAUUAGGAUCCAUCCUCUGAGGACAAUGAAUGUUCUACAAAAUAAUGUGCCAAUCCAACUGGUAAAGUAGAUUUGAGAUAUCUCACAAAGUAAGUUAAAACUUUGACCUGCUGGUGGCACCAGAGAAAAAGUGAGGGAAUGUAGAGAAGUCUUCAGGGUUCAUCCUCUGGGAACCGUGAGUGUCAGUACAACAUUUUAUGGCAAUCCAACAUACAGUUGUUGGUUUUUUUAUAUUUCGCCAAAACCACAUAUAUGGACCUCAUGGUGGCACUAGAGGAAAAGGUCGAGGGAUCACCAAAGUCAUUAGGGUUCAUUCUCUGGGGACCAUGAACGAUUGUAAGAUAUUUGGUGUCAAUCCAAUUGGUAGAUAUUGAGAUAUCUAACAGGAUAAGUGAGAACUUUGACCUGUCAGUGGUUCUAGAGGAAAAGUCAGGAAUGAAGAGAAGAAUGUAGGGUUCAUCCUCUGAGAACCACGAGUGUUAGUAUGACAUUUUAUGGCAAUCCAACCAAAAAUUGUGGAAAUAUUUCACCCAAACCCACUUAUGGAGGAAAAGUCAGGGGAUCACCAACGUCAUUAGGAUGUAUUCUCUGGGGACCACGAACGUCUGUAAAAUAUUUGGUGACAAGUGCUCACAGUCUAUCUCAAAGACUCACAGAUAUCUCAAAGUUCUCACAUAAGUGAAAACCUUGACCUUUCAGGGGUGCUAGAGCAAAAGUCAAGGAUUAAGAGAAGUCUGUAAGGUUCGUCCUCUGAGAACCAUGAGUAUCCACAUAAAAUUCCAUGGCAGCCCACCAAACAUUGUGAGAUAUUUCCCUCAAAACCACAAAAAUGAAACUUGUGGUGGCAUUAGAGGAAAGUAGGAUUCAUCUUCUGGGGGCCAUGAACAUCUGUACAAAAUGUUAAAGCAAUCCCUCCAGGAAUUGUUGAGGUAUUUCCAGCCAAGCCACUAGCAUGGCAAAAAAACUAACAGGAUUCAAAAUGUAGAGAGGUCACUUUAAGGAAACUGUUGCCCUUCAAGUUGCCCAGAAACAUUUCCCUGCGCAUUGUCGCCCUGAGACAUACCGUACAUGUCUAGCAUACAUAUAAGGUGCUAUCCUGUGUUUGAGCUUCAUGGGUGUGCCUUUUCCCCUCUUCGAUACCCAUAAGAUUUAUGAAACUUUGCUACAAACUCGAGUCAUUGCUUCGGCAGAGUCAACUGUAACAUCUGUGAUGCCUGACUUCACCUGCUGCUACAUAUUUUUUCUAUCGGCAAAAAGGGCAAACUCAACAACAACCAUUUUUGUUAUGGAUAUAAUAACGACAGUAUUGAAGGGACUGCUACAGUCAGGUGUCUUUCUUAUCUUUAUACAUCCUUUCUUUUCUCUAUUCCCCUGGGGUAACAUUGAUUGUAAAUUAUCUGGGGCUGAUACAUGGCUGCUAAAACGGCUGCACAAAUAUAAUUCUCAGUAUGUUACGUGCAUGUGUGCUGGCAAUGAUAAACCAGACGACUGCAGCAAUCAGCAAGCUGCACGGCCUUUGAUGCGAGGCUGGAUUCAAGCUUUGAUUUAUGCAACAUUUAAUUGGCAGUUUUUCAAGUUAAGCCUUUUGUGCGGGCUGUAAUUAUAAUAAUACAAAACCAGCCCAUUAAGCAGAGGGUCACUGAGUGGCGAGACCUUCUUCUGACUUGAACAGAGACAGAUGCAGCCAUUAUUGCGGACAAAAAUGGCUUUAAUUCAGCAAAACAGCUCAUUGAAGUGAUUUUCCACAUGUUCAGUAGGAGAUGACACACACCUCUGUCACGCUUCAACACAGAUUAUCUUCUCAUGGAACAUUUUCUGUCUUUGAUUGACAACAUAAAUGUGUAUUUCUGUACUGAACAGGCUGUGGAUGUUAAAAACUGUGUGAUUGUAACAUUUAUUAUUUCUAAACCAGCCAAAUACACUUAAAUGAUAUUAAACUUAGACCCGGGGAUGAUUUAAAGUCAUACAGCCUCCUCAAACUUUUAUGAAUAGUUAAAAAUGUACGCACAGUCGCUGGGCGACACUGGGUGUUAUAUAUCCAAAUGUACAUACAUAUGUGCGUGAGUGUGUGUGAGUGUGUGUUUCCUGCAUUAUAACCUCAUUUAUCUCCAAAGUGAUUCUUUACGCCCUGUUUGACCCAAGGUGAAUGUCUUCACUCGAUAUUAUUAUUUACAGUGAUGCUGAGAUAUGUCUAUGGAGAAUUUUACGAAUAUGAAAUGAACAUUGUUCUUUUGAUUUUAACACAGUAUGAUUAUUCUGAUUGUUAUGAUUAUAUGUCCGUCAUUACCAUAUUACUGCUAUUAUUAUGAUGAUCUGAAGUGUAAUAUGAGCCUCUGUGUUUUUUUGUAUGUGUUAAUAUUCAAUAAA
Molecule: messenger RNA, 6839 nt
Organism: Epinephelus lanceolatus (giant grouper)
Lineage: Eukaryota; Metazoa; Chordata; Actinopteri; Perciformes; Serranidae
Gene: trim9
Product: tripartite motif containing 9
Cellular component (GO): cytoplasm
Molecular function (GO): zinc ion binding; protein binding
Source: RefSeq, a predicted model, not a curated record